UUCUGUUCUGUGCGAUUGACGUCGAGUCACUCAGCUGCAACGGCAUUUAAUGAGUAUAAAAGCUUCCUGAAAACAAUGCUGGAGCAUCAGUAAGACACUGGUAUUUUCUAAAGCAAACAUUUUGAAAGAUUGUGCGAUAUAACAAUGUUCAAAUUGUUGCCACUACUACUAAGCACUUGCAUUCUCUGCAGUGUUGCCUCACCGGAGCCGGACGGUCUGUACAAUAUCAUCGGCGGCGGCAGCAGCAGAGCAGCCACUAAGCCAUCCCAGACAAUAUCCUUGACAGCCAAAAGCCAAUAUCCCCAGCAACCGCAGCAGCAGCAGUUACAAUCAAACACUGUUACAUCGUGUGAAGACGAGGAGGAGAACAACGAUGUGACGGGCCCCGCAACAGGCGAGCAGGAACCUCUGGCGCCCGCAUCAGUCACAGCGUUAGCCAACUCUGCACCAGUUUCAGGCACUGCAGCUCCCACACCAUCCGCCGCAACUCGCCUAAAAGCCGUCGCCUCUGCUGGUUCGUCUGUAGCCUCUGCAUCGGCAUCGCGCUCGUCAUUGCGUGUCUCAUCUUCGAUAAAACUACCAUCUAGCGGCAGCUCCACAGCAACCCUCCAACAUCACAUCUUGCCCGCAGAGACUCUGUCUCUGCCCAUCACCAUCUCGACACGUCCCGGCUUACGUACUGUUAUCGCACCGGAAACAAUUACCAUUCACGAGCCGACCGUCGCCAAGGUAGGUGAAGUGGUGCAGAAAAUACCAACUGCCGUGUCGCAUCAGAGUCAGACGGUGGUGCAUAAGCAUGCGCGUGUGGUCACACCCAUUGUGGCACCCGCAGUGCGUACAAUCACGUCACAAGUGUUACGCGCCUAUCACACCCCGCUCAUCUUCGCACCUGAAACCACACUCGUCCGUUCCGGCAAUACAAAGGCAAGUGCAAGUGCUAGCGCCAGCGUCACCUCGAUUGCAAGCAACGCCAACAGCAGUGUCAACUACAAAUACAAACAAUGAGGCAAUGGAUGCUCUCAUCGCUGAUCUAGCAACAAUUUACUUAAAAAUCUUUUGAAACUGCUUACUGUGUUCCAGGCUGAUAAUUUAGAAGAAAUUUGUUUAGAAAUUGAAAAUUCAAAAUUGUAUAUCGCGUGUGAUUUCUAACCUUUAAAUUCACACAUGCUUUUUGGCCUCAUUAUUUUCGUUAAGUUAAUACUUUUUGGAAUAACAAAAUUAAACUCUAA
Messenger RNA from Zeugodacus cucurbitae (melon fly), 1229 nucleotides. RefSeq names its product retinin. The record is from RefSeq and is a predicted model, not a curated record. NCBI's taxonomy places the organism in Eukaryota, Metazoa, Arthropoda, Insecta, Diptera, Tephritidae. The transcript has 2 exons. The coding region runs from base 145 to 1005 and encodes 286 amino acids.